Molecule: messenger RNA, 2913 nt
Organism: Nicotiana tabacum (common tobacco)
Lineage: Eukaryota; Viridiplantae; Streptophyta; Magnoliopsida; Solanales; Solanaceae
Source: RefSeq, a predicted model, not a curated record
UCCUCCAUUUUAUCCCAUUUUGAUACCAAAAAACCCUAGAAGAAGAGACUUAACAAUCCAAUUCUGUAAUAAUGGCGGAGCACUUAGCAUCGAUUUUCGGUACAGAGAAAGACAGGGUGAAUUGUCCAUUUUACUUUAAAAUUGGUGCAUGUAGACAUGGAGAUCGUUGUUCUAGACUUCAUACAAAGCCCAGUAUUAGCCCAACGCUUCUCCUUUCGAAUAUGUAUCAGAGGCCCGAUAUGAUUACUCCUGGUGUUGAUGUUCAUGGUCAGCCCAUUGAUCCUCGCAAAAUGCAGGAACAUUUUGAGGAUUUUUAUGAAGAUUUAUUUGAAGAACUGAACAAGUACGGAGAGAUUGAGAGCCUGAAUGUUUGUGACAAUCUGGCGGACCACAUGGUGGGCAAUGUCUAUGUUCAGUUUAGAGAAGAAGAGCAGGCUUCAAAUGCUCUUAAGAAUCUUACAGGGAGAUUCUAUGCUGGGAGGCCCAUCAUUGUUGAUUUCUCUCCUGUAACUGAUUUUCGUGAAGCCACCUGUAGACAGUACGAAGAGAACAGCUGCAACCGCGGUGGAUAUUGCAACUUUAUGCAUCUUAAGAGAAUCGGCAGGGAGCUAAGACGCCAGUUGUUUGGGCGGUAUAGGAGAAGGCACAGCCGAAGCCGAAGCAGAAGUCGAAGUCCUUACCGGCAUCGUAGCUAUGAAGAGCGCUCUCACAGGAGUCAUAGUUCAAAGUAUGAUGAUAGAGAUUAUUAUCAUGAAAGCCGGAGUAGGAGGCAUACUACAAGUCCUGGACAUAGGAGGGGUAGGAGCAGGAGCCCUCGUGGCAGGAGGGAUCGAAGUCCAACUCGGGAUAGUAGUGAAGAGAGGCGCGCAAGAAUAGAGCAGUGGAACAGGGAAAAAGAAGAGGCAGAACUUACUAACAAGACCAAUGCAGUUGGUAUUAGUUACAACGACGAAAGCAACGAGCAUGGAUAUGCACAAAAUGGUAAUGGGUAUAAUGAUCAGCAGCCAUCACAACAGGAUUAUGGAAACUAAUGGGUAUAUUCUGGAUAGGUGGUGCAGGUUUUCAAUUCUGUGCUAUCAAAUGUGAAAUUUCAACCCUUGUUUUAUGCUUUUCUGGUUCUCACAUGUUGUUCUGUGCAUCAUGCAUUUUAUCUGUCAUAUCGUUGCCCUUGUAACCUUUCUGCCACUUCUCCUGCCAAAAUUUUAUUUUGGUCGUCCUUCCUUUCCUUCAGUUCAUUACUUUGCCCUAUGAAGCUCUUUGCUUGUUCAUGUCUUUUGACAAACUUGUCCUUUUUUUUUUUUCACACGGUGACUAUACCUGCUUUGUGGCUGUCUGGAACAGUUUUUUGGUUAUUAACUCUGAUCUGUUGGGAGUUCAGUAAUAAGUAUUCUUCAAGGUCUAGGAGUAACGUUUCUGAUUUGACAUUAUAGUGGUCAUAAAUUAAAAUCACAUUAGAGUUCUGUAAUAUUUCUGGCCCAUUCUGAUUCUCACUAUCCAUCUUCAUUAUUAUGUGACGAGAAGAUGUUUUAUAUGGUUAUAUUAUUGGAAGAACAUUUUAAAAUUACAGAAUAAUAGUAUGAGCGUAGUAAGUCUACGUGUACCUCAUAGUAUACUGAUUAAUACUAAGUACUAACCAUAAUUUAUAUAUUUUUGUCAAAUACACAUAAUGAUAUUACUCUCUGAGUACUUGAGAUACUUAUUUGUUGUAGGUUCUUUCAGUCAGCCUAUCACUUAUAUGUGCUGUCACGCUACUGUAACCUUAUCCAGUUGAGUCAAUGCUCGUUCCCCAAUGUUAGUCCUGGAAGUGUCUGUACGUGAUUGUUACAUAAACGAAAUGUCUGAAUUGCUCAUAGAAUCGCCUAGUAGGAAAUACAUUGUAAAGUUUUACUUUUCAAGAGCUUUAUCUUUUCAAGAACUCGGUGUUUGAUUGAGCACGGAGUUUAGAAAAUAAAUAAGGACUAUUGGUAUAUACCAAAGGUACCCCUUAGAAAGGUGCCGGUCUUUCUGUAACAGACUAAAAUGAAAGAAGUGUUACAUCAAAUGGAACCAACAGAAUAAAUUAUUCUAAGCCUACCAUUUUCACCUUACACUUUUCCAUGAUUAUUAGGACUUUGCGGUCAGAUUGCCAUUGCCAUUGUAUAUCAUUGAAUUGACUCAGUUUGGUGCCAAUCUUAAAGUUUGUUUGUCCCGGGUCUUUUUCUAGGUUGUCCAUCCCAAGUGUUUCUUUCAUCUUCUUGGGGGUUGUCCUCUCUUUUUGAUUUUGGGGGCUGUCUAAGAAUGUCUUGUAAUGAGAACCGCAUGCAUCUAUAAUAUGUUAAAGUUAUCUUGCAAACGUGUUCUGCUUGUAUAUGCAGUCAGGUUCUUUGACCAGAGCACAUCCAGGCUAGUUGCUUUCCCAACUAUUCUUUGUUUUGAAAUUUGCUUAUGGAAGUUAGUCUUACAGGUUUUAUGAGUUUUGCAGGUCCAGGUUUCCCUGCAUAUAAGGACUAAGAGCAUGAUUUUAAUUACAACUUACCAUGAACUGUGUACAGGUGGUUGGAGCCGCCAACUCAAAGGAUUUGUCCCAACAGGUUUGCUUUAACAGGCAUUUGCAGGAAAGAGAUGGAAGAACUUUUAAAGGCUUCUCCUAAGUGAGACUAUUAUAAUUCUUCUUAUGUCUAAUUUUGGAGUAAUGCAGCUUAGAAAUAGGCCAUUGCGGGUAUUGCGUCGUCUAUAUGACUCUUGUUGGAUGUAGCUGUGGAUCUUGGUAAACUUGUUCUUUCUAGAAGACUUCUGUUAGCUUUGAUAAGUGUUGUUCGACUUGUUGGAGACACUCUUGAAGUUUUAGCAAUGUAGUUUGUAACUUUUUGUUUUUAGUAUCUUGAUGUUUAGUCGUUUCAUCUAUUUUACAAUGAUGCGGUCUAUUAUUAGUAA